CGCCACCUCAUCUGGUGGUCAGUUGAAAUGUGAGAAAUGCCGACGCAGCAACAGCGCGCUGAAAGGAACAGCUGUCAGCGUCAACAGACGGGACACACUGCUGCACAGCCCCGGCCUUCAGGACUGUCCCAGCGCUCCACAUGUCCAAAGUAACCAGCGGUUCCACUGGCUGUCGGGCCGUGGUGAUGGCUGGAAAGUACCUGUCCGGUCCCGGCCGAGGUUCCACGGUGAUCCCAGGGAAUACUGGCCAGCAGCGGGGGCGGAUGUGUGUCACUCAAAGCCGCACGAUGUGCUCCACCACAGCCCGCAUGGGAGGACGAACCGCGGCUGUGGGUCAACAGGAAAGUCUGGGGUAUAAUUCCACCGCUGACAGACACACCCUGGCAAACCGGAACCUAAUUUACCGGGACGUGAAGGCUUUCCUCAGUGAAGUUGGUGGGGAUCCCCGGGAGGCUCGGUAUUGGCUGACCCAGUUCCAGAAAGCGAACUUGUCUCAGUCCCCAGCUUUUGCUGUUGUGGAGGUGGAUAGCUCGGCAUUACAAAGCAGGGAGAUGGUACAGAGCCUGGCCUUCGGGCUGUCUUUUCUUCAGCGGAUGGACAUGAAGCCCGUGGUGGUAAUGGGCUGCUUUGACAACCAGGAGUCAGGGCCUGUAGAAGCAGUCACUAGGCCGUGGUGCACCAAGGAGUUGGUGGAGCGGUGCCAGCAGCUGACCGAAGCUCUGCAGCAACACUCAGCAACUGUCCUUCCAUUCUUCUCUGCAGAGUCUUUCCUACAACUGCAUGAGGCGCCUCAAGGAAGCAGUGCUCCACACUCAAUUGUUGUGGACAUUAGCCUCCUCCAGUGGAGUCUGGACUGUGGGACCAUCCCGCUGGUUUGUCCAGUGGGGAGGGAUGGACGGGGAUGCUCGUUGGUGCUAGACCCAACGGAGGUUACAGCAGCCAUUUCCCGAGCCCUCCAGCCCCUCAAAGUUAUAUUUCUGAACAACUCAGGAGGCCUACGGAGCGAAAAACACAAGGUACUGGACAUGGUGUCGUUGCCCACUGACCUGCCUGGUCUAUCUGGAGCGGAGUGGCUGAGCCCAGUAGAGCGUCGCAGACUGACCACGAUAGCCAGACUCCUCAAUCAGUUACCAACAGAGUCCUCUGCUGUGAUCACCUCUGCAGACACAUUACUGACUGAGCUCUUCAGCCACAGGGGUUCUGGGACACUUUUCAAAAAUGACGACCCCAUUCACAGGUACAACUCUCUGGAUGGGAUCGAUGUGGAGCGUCUGCUGGCUCUCAUCAACAAGUCAUUUGACAAAACUCUGAGGCAAGAUUACAUAGACUCUCUGAAGGGACGGAUGCACUGCCUCUACCUCUCUGAAGGCUACAGUGCAGCAGCCAUCAUUACGAUGGAGCCAGUGAACGGUGGGACGCCCUACCUGGAUAAGUUUGUGGUGAGCAGCAGUAAGCAGGGGCAGGGCACCAGUCACAUCCUCUGGGAGUGUAUCCGACAGGACCUGGGCCAACUCUUCUGGAGGUCAAAAGGCACCAACAGGAUCAACCCAUGGUACUUUAAGCACUGUGAUGGCAGUUUUGUAAAUGGAGUGUGGACUGUCUUCUGGUUUGGGCUGACAGACAUCAGAGACUCCUAUGUGCUGGUGGAGCACGCCAAGAGCCUCCCCAACUCAUUCCAUAGCUCUAGCCUCACCUUGAUUGAGCAGCCUCCUCCCCCUGCUGUUGCCGGUUCCUGAACUCUUCCUUUCCAUUAGGGUGUGUGGCAAUUUAGCUUUGGAGCCUUGUUGCCUCUCUUGAUCUGCAAAAUUAAAAACUAGAUCCUGUUUUUA
Molecule: messenger RNA, 1829 nt
Organism: Girardinichthys multiradiatus
Lineage: Eukaryota; Metazoa; Chordata; Actinopteri; Cyprinodontiformes; Goodeidae
Product: N-acetylglutamate synthase, mitochondrial-like
Exons: 8
Coding region: 141-1736 (531 amino acids)
Biological process (GO): L-arginine biosynthetic process
Cellular component (GO): mitochondrial matrix
Molecular function (GO): L-glutamate N-acetyltransferase activity, acting on acetyl-CoA as donor; arginine binding
Source: RefSeq, a predicted model, not a curated record